AUUAAAUUUAAUCUGUAAAAUUACCUACUCUAAAAUAAGUUAGUUUAAUUUUAUCUAUUCUUUUGAAGUGAUCGUUUUAUUUUGAGUUGAAAAUGAAUCUAUUGAGGAUAAAUGAGAUGAUGUUAUUGCUCUUGUUCAAUUGUAUUCUUAUUCAACAUCAAUCAACAAAGGCGGAUACUAAUACGAUUCAAUGGAACACUGAUAGUAAAGCUCUUAAUAAAAUAACAUAUAAUUGGACCAUACCUAAUUUUAUGGAUCUACAAUAUGAUCGUCUACAAAUAUGCACGGAAAUUCCUACUAAGAAAACACAAACAAGUAAAUGGAGAGUAUAUUUACAUCUUCAGGGUAUAGAAUAUAAAGAUCAUAAUUACAUGGGUUUGCGUCUCCAAUUGGUCAAUUUUGACGGUGUGCAUAAAAAAACUAUUGUGAAAUUCAAAGCUUCAGUUUUCGAUCGCGACGACCGCCAUAAAGAGUAUUCAAAGGAAGAAGUGAAAGAACUCAAUGCUGACAUAAACGAAAUUUGUUGGGAAGAAUUUUGCAACGACGACAGAAAGUUUAUUCAGUAUAAGUUACUGGAAGAUGGCGCAUUAACUAUUUACAUUCAAAUAUCAUAUUAUUACAUCGAAUGCAGUAAACAUACCUCUUCUCUUGGGCUGGACAUGGAUUCAUUACUUAAAAAUCCCAAACAUGCGGACGUCGAGUUGACACUGCAAUCAAAUGGGAAAAAAUAUUACGUUCAUAGAGCUAUUUUGGCAGCUCGUAGUGGCCAUUUUGCGCGCUUGUUUGAAGACUUCGAUAAAAAACACGAACAAGUCACUUUGAAUAUUACAAACACGGAUGAAGAAAUAAUGGAUGAAAUUCUACGGUACAUUUACACGGAAAAAUGCGAAAUUUCAAACAAAAUUGCAGAAAGGUUAUUCGUGGCAGCUGAUGAAUACGAAUUGGAAGGUUUGGAGACACUUUGCUCGCAGUUCAUGUGCGAUGGGUUGUCGGUUGGAAAUGCUGCAAGAAUGCUCGUUCUAGCGGAUAAAUAUCGCGUGGAUGAAUUCAAAUCCAACGUGAUUAGUUUUAUUGUUGAGAACUCUUUCCAAGUAUUGCAAACUAUCGACUGGAAAAAUUUGGUCGAACCCAAUUCUCUGCUGCUCAAAGAAAUGUGUGAAAUCUUCACCCCUCGACUCAGCAUAAAAAAUGAUAGACCGUAAUACUCUGUGACAAAAUUUCAGCAUGGCAUCAUUUUUAUGUUACCUACCCUCAUAGAAAAUCACUACUAGCGACUUCAAAAAAUUACUAGCGUUUCUGAAAAAGUUACUAGUGAUACCGAAAACGUUACUAACGCCUGUACUGACACUACUAGCGACCAAUUCGACACUACUAGCGACCAGCUCAACACUACUAGCGACCAGCUCGACGCUACUAGCGAUCAGCUCGACACUACUAGCGACCAGCUUGACGCUACCUAGCGACUGACUCGGCGCUACUAGCGAUCAGCUUGGCGCUACUAGCGACUGUCUCAACAUUACUAGUGAAUGAUUUAACGCUACUAAUGACCAAGCCGACACUAGUAACGAUUAAACUGACGCUACUAACAGCUAUGGCAGGUACCUACAAUUAGUGAAAAAUGAAAAUUAAAGAAUUCCCAAAAACCAUGUUUUUUUGCAAAAUUGACUUCUCACAUCACAAAUAAUGCGAUUUUUUUACUUGAAUUUUUUUUAAGAAGGGUCCUCUGCUGCAUUUCAGUCAAACUACCAGAAAUUCUCAAUCUAAAACUCCCUUUUUUUCACCAAAUAUCUGGAAACAAUCAUUUAACAUUUCAAUUUUUUGCAUAUAGAAAUAAUUAUAUCCUGAAAAAAUGAAGAAUUGUCAAUUGUCAAGAGCUUUUGUCAUGGCUUGCUCAGUUGCUCGGGCCCCAUUUAUAUUUUUAAAAUUCGGAAAAGGAGGGGAGGGGAGAGGAACGGAAAAAAGUCCAUGAUUUUUGCAAAUAAAGUCUAAAUUCCAGUCGAAAAAUGAAAAAAAAAUCUAGGUACCAGCCCCCUCGGAGGGGGAGAGGAGGGGAGAGGAACGGAAAAAAGUCCAUUUUUGCGAAUAAAGCCUAAAUUCCAGUCAAAAAAUGAAAAAAAAAAUUUCGAGGUACCAGCCCCCUCGGGGGGGACGAGGGUAAGGGGACGAGGAAGGGUCCAUUUUCGCAAAGAAAUAUCGAAUACGAGUGUAUGAUAUCCAUUUAAUUUUUAUCUAGAAAUAUCAACACGACACCAAAAACUCAGUUUUAAUUUUGUAAAAAAUCAUCAAACUUGAAAUUUUUUAAAGUCCAGAGUGCUAAAAAGUGCAUAUAAAUGUUUCAAACACCUCAUCUUCUAACUUCCCCAGUGGCCUAGUUGGUUAGGCAGGUGACUAGAGAGUUAGAGAUUGCAGGUUCGAACCCCACCCCAGGCAUGGAUUUCUUUUUGAUUUUCAAAAUUUUUUUGGGGAGAAUUCGUUGUUCUAGGAGGGUCUACGAGUAAAUAGCUGCCAUUAACAUGAUUUUGCCAUGAUUUUCAGUGCAAAAUGCGCAAAUUUGCGCGUGUCACUACUAUUGACAAACGUUACUAGUCAUUAGUAACGUCUGUCAGUAGUAGUGACACUACUUGCCGAAAAAGUUACUAGUGUUUUUUUUUAGUAAUGACGCUAGUAGUGAUUUUCUAUGAGGGUAGGUAAUAAUUUCUUUAGAUGUGGUUUUGUCUUUCAAUUUUAGCCAAUUAGGUAUAUAUCUACUUACUAAACUUCACAAACCUUAUUAAGUAUGGAAAAAUAGGCCCAGUCGUUCAGCUUUUUACGUUGAUUCGUUGAUGCUUUUGUAAGGUGAUAAAUUCAUCACCUUUUUCCAAAAAUUAUCGUUGAAGAAAAUUUCAAAUUGGAAUUGGUAAACAUAGGUAGGUAGGUAUACCCAGAUUAUUAAGAUCUGUUCCCAAAUCAAUGGAAAGAGUCACAACUCACAAUGACGAUAAAUUUAAGCUAAUUAGUGUAAAUGCUGAAUUUGAUUUUUUGACAAUUUUUUUUUGAACCCAGAAAACCCAGAAAUCUGCUGGAGGCUCCCGAACUACUUGAAACUCCGACCAAUUGAUUUGAGUAGUAAUACAUAGUUGAUUAUGGGGCAUAAAUUAAACAGCUUCAUGGCGUACCCAAGGAAGGCGAAGGAGCUGAGCCAUCACUCCCUAACUUGAGAACAAAAAUUUAAAACAAAACAUGCAAAAAUUGACGUUUUUCGUUUUUUGAACCCAUUUUUCCAAAAAAAUUUCGCUCUUGCCAAUCGCUUAACUCAAGCAGUAAUUUUACCAUCAUUUUCAUAUACCUAAUAAUGGCACGUCCGAAAGGUUUUCGGAAAAUCAUCUCUAAUCUCCGUUUUUUCAUUCCUAAAACUCUGGUUUCCCCCUCCUUUCCUGAGAAAAUCCCACCACCAACCUUUCCACUUGAAUUUUCAAAAAUUUGUCCGAAAUUAAAAAGUCCAAUUGAACGCCUAAAAUUUCGCAUGAGUUGGGUAACUUACCUCCUGAAUUUUUAUCAUCAAUGCCGAUGAGUUUCGAGAUAUGAACAUAUUCAAUAACUUUAUGAUAUUUUAAUCAAUCUGACAAAGUCAUGUGUAUAUCAUACUUGAUAUGAAUAAGAAAGCUUCCACAAACAAAUCUGAAAUUAAAUUUGAAUGUAAGUUACAUAUUAAAUCUGAAUAAUCAGACUAAAAUAAGUUGAUUUGAUUUUAUCUAUUUUUUUGAAGUGAUUUGGUCAAGACCAUCCGUUUUAUUUUGAGUUGAAAAUGAAUCUUUUGAGGACAAAAUAGCGUUAUGUUAUUACUCUUGUUCAGUUGUAUUCUAAUUGAAGUAAGUGUACACUGAGCAUAUUUAAAAUUCGAAUCGAAUAUAGUUUUAUUCCGAUGCC
Messenger RNA from Planococcus citri (citrus mealybug), 3906 nucleotides. RefSeq names its product protein roadkill-like. Bases 93 to 1202 code for a protein of 369 amino acids. Gene Ontology annotation, molecular function: ubiquitin protein ligase binding. Lineage: Eukaryota; Metazoa; Arthropoda; Insecta; Hemiptera; Pseudococcidae. The transcript is spliced from 2 exons. The record is from RefSeq and is a predicted model, not a curated record. Gene Ontology annotation, cellular component: cytoplasm; nucleus. Gene Ontology annotation, biological process: regulation of proteolysis; proteasome-mediated ubiquitin-dependent protein catabolic process.